AUGGAAAAAUUGGAGAACGAAAAUGAAUUUAAACAAGCCUGUCUGGAUUACCAUAAAGGCCUUGUUCACGGAAAGUAUGAAGUUAUCCCAAACAAGCCAAUGGAUGGACAGAAGGAUCUUAGUCUGGCUUAUUCACCAGGAGUUGCCUAUCCAUGCCUUGAAAUCGAAAAAGAUCCAAGCACUUCUUUCUAUCUUACUAAUAGAGCAAACUCUGUCGGACUCUUCACUAAUGGAACCUCAGUCCUUGGGUACGGAGACAUUGGUGUACUAGCUGCAAAGCCAGUCAUGGAAGGAAAGGUAGUCAUCAUGAAGCUCCUCGGAGACCUUGAUUCUCUUGAUAUUGGAGUAGAUACUAAAGAUCCAGAUGAAUUUGUCAAUGCCCUAGCACUCCUUGAGCCGUCAUUUGGAGCUUUCAAUUUGGAGGAUAUCAAAGGUCCUGAAUGUUUCUACAUUGAAGAGGAACUACAGAAGAGAGUUGGCAUCCCAGUCAUGCAUAGUGGUCAGCACUCCUCAUCAUGCGUUAUCACUGCGGCUCUUAUUAACGCAUGUGAAGUGAAUGGAAAGAAGCUAGAAGACCUCAAAAUCGCAGUUUCUGGAGCUGGAGCUUCAGGAAUAUCUAUUGCUAAACUUCUUCCAGAAUUUGGUGUGAAGCAAGAGCAUAUCCUUGUCUGCGACUCAAAGGGUGUCAUUUAUAAGGGAAGAGAAGAAAACAUGAACAAAUAUAAGGAAUCCAUAGCAGUUGAGACUGAAGCAAGAACACUCGAACAAAUUGUUGAUGGAGCUGAUGCGUUCAUCGGACUCUCAUUUGCUAAUCUUUUAACACCUGAAAUGCUCAAAACAAUGGCUAAGGAUCCUAUCGUGUUUGCAUUAGCAAAUCCUACCCCAGAGAUCGAUCCUGCUUUGGCCAGAGAAACCAGAGAAGACAUUAUUAUCGCUACUGGACGUUCAGACUAUCCAAAUCAAAUUUUGGAUGCUAUGAUAUUCCCAUUUUUUUUUAGGGGUGCAUUGGACGUCGGCGCAAAAUCUUUUAAUCUUGAAAUGAAGAAAGCAGCUGUCCAAGCUGUGGCAAAAGUAGCCAGAAUGGAAGUACCUCAACAAGUAAAGGAUGCUUACUCCAACCAAGAUAUGGAAUUUGGCAAAGACUACAUCCUGCCAACUCCAUUCGAUCAUAGACUUUUGAUGGAGGUAUCAUUUGCCGUUGCCAAAGCUGCUCAUGAUUCAGGUAACACAUUCAAGCCUUUUGAGGACUGGGACCAUUACAAAGAGAAACUCGACAAGAGAGUUGAAGAGAAGAGAGUCUACAUUGAGGAGCAGGUGGAGGAAGCCAAACUGAGAUAUAAGAAUAUAUACAAGCAGAUCAGACCUGACGCUACUGAGAUCACUCAAUAA
Molecule: messenger RNA, 1389 nt
Organism: Moneuplotes crassus
Lineage: Eukaryota; Ciliophora; Spirotrichea; Euplotida; Euplotidae
Source: the annotation of a GenBank genome assembly